AUGUCAAAAAAAUCUCAUUCAAGUUUUCUUAAUGAAAAUAACGAAGUUUCCUCGGUAACGAACUCCAUAGAGAAUGAUUCUCUGUUUUUCGGUAGUUGCAUAGCGAUAAGUCCAGACAGUCAACGAAUUAUUACUUUUAGUCAAGAAACGCGCGAAUUGAAGUUAAUUAAUAUUAAUGAUUUAAGUUCAAGUAAACGUAUUUUUACACUUGGAAGUGAAUUUAAUGGUGAACAUGAUAAACACCUUUGUUGGUCUCUAGCAAUAUCAAAUUAUUUAGACGAUGAUAAAAUUGAAUAUCUUAUCGCUUUAUCUUGUUUUGAUGCAAGAGGAUUUCGUCAUGAUAAAAUUCACGGUGAUGACAAAAAUGACAUAGACUUUGGUGAUAAAGUUAAUAACAAAUAUGGCGAUGACGAAAAUGACUUAGAAUCUUGCAAUCGUGAUGACGAAAAUGACUUAAAAUAUGGUAAUAACUGUCAAACAUGGGUUAUCUCUGCUAAAGAAAGAAGUGAAAUACAUACUUUAGAAUCUAUUGGUGGUGUUAUAAGAUUUCUCGAUUGGGAUGAUAAUAAUGAUAAAACUAUGAAACGGAAAAAAAGAAAACAAGGAUUUUUCUUACGACCAGCCAAGAUGAUUAAACAAUACGAAUUACCCCAGCAACUUUCAAUUCGCCUUUCACGUGAUCAUUGGCAUAAUUCAUUAGAACUCUUACACAUAAGUAUUAUUAAAAAUCAUUUUAUGGUACAAUCUUUUGAAAAUCGACAACAAAUCAUUGAAAUGUAUAGUUUAAUUACUGGUGAUCUAGAGAUGUUAUUUAAACGUCAUGAAUCUUCGUUAGCUCCUAACAUAAUUCAUGGUUCACCUAUCUUUGCCAUCUCUCAAAAUGAAAAAAUUUUAGCAUUUUGUCGGGGAACUACCAGCAUUACAUUAUACUUAAUGGAAAAUGGUUUAGAAAUUACUACUAAACAAUUAGAAGGUCAAAGAGGAAUUUAUAAAAUUAUUGCUAUAAAUUUUAUUGAUGAUGAUAGUAAACUUUUAAUAGUUCUCGAAGAAAAAGAAUAUCGACAAGGUGAAUAUUUUAAGCAUCAAACAUUUGUGGUAUGGGAUUUAUUUACCACAUUUGAAAAUUCUAUACGUCAAAUUGAUUAUUCCGAAACUAAGAAACCCCUAAAAACGGAUGUCACACAUAGAUUAAUGAAUCAUCCCGGAAAUAUGUUUGCGGUUAGAGAUAGUGGAGAUAUUAUUUCAGUAUUAGACCAUAAAGAUGUUGCUUUAAUUAGAAGUCCUUCAACAAAGGAAAUGACUAAAAUUGAUAUUAUUACGGGGGAUCACGUUUAUAAUGAAAUGUAUAGUAUAAAUGGGAAAAGGCCCGACGCAUCAAAAUUAGUAAAAAAUCGAACAAUUAUUUAUAAUGUCGAACCAUGGCAUCCAAAUGAUGGUUAUUUUCGAUUAUCAGUUUACUUAGAUUUUACUGAAAGUACUCAACUAAUUAUUUCGAGGAACACUAUACAAGUAUGGAAAUAUCGUAAUAAUACUACUGUAGAAAAACGAGAUAGACGUCGUGAUCGAGUAUUAGAAUACAUAUGGGCUCGGAAAAAAGUAAUUGAUGUUCAAGAACUAAGAAUUGGAGAACGAGAAUUCGUUUUAAAAGUUUUAAUACCUUCUACUAAGCGUUUCACACCACCAAAAUCAAUGACGAUACAUUGGCCAAAUAAUGUAAAUGUUCUUGAAGGGGCAUGUCGAGCCCUCUAUGUUUUAAGCGUGAAGAAACAUAUUGUAACAGGUCAUGAAAAUGUUUAUCAAGUUAAAUAUUUAAUUGAAUGCACAGAAAGAUUAGUACGAAAAUAUAUCAAAAAAUAUGGAAUAUUUAGAUUAACUAGUAUUAGAUAUCCAAUUAUGAAAUAUCUUAUUAAAAGUUAUCAAGAAAAUUUAAUCAAACAUAUUUUAAAUGUGAAAAUUAAUAAUAAGCAUAGUAAUAUAUAUAUACCGAGAUUAUAUAAGUGGGAGGCAUAUGAAGAUAAUAAUAGAUCAACAACAGAGAUAUCAAAGUCAGAUUUACAUCAUGCUAUUUUAUGUAUUCAAAGGGGAGACCCUAAAGUAAUUUUAAAAUAUUUAAUAGAUUAUUAUGCUGAUAAUGCUAAAGAAUAUAAUAAUCAUGGUUGGAUGUUUACCAUAAGCGAGGCAAUACCUUUACUAUAUGAUUCUCAAUUAAGUGAAUUUGUUCAAUAUUUAUUCAAAAAACCAUGUUUUGGGACUACUGAAGCUUACACUCCACCAUUGAAUAUUAAUCCUUAUGAUCAAAAGAAAGGAAAUAACGCAGCUGUGAUACAUUCUUUGGCAGUAAAACCGUGUCUUGCACCAAAGUUCCAUAAUACUAUAUGGAUUUUCUUAGAAAACCUAUUUAAAAGGUUUGAAGCUUCACAUAAUGAUCGUAAAGUUUAUAUAGUCCCAUUACCUGAUUUUACAGUAUACCCCAAAGACCCCAAAGUUCGUGAAGAUCAUAGUGAAAAUUAUUCAAAAUAUUCUCUAUUUGCAUUUUUUCGAAUAUCUUUUUGGCCACGUAGAAAAGUUAUUAAUAAUACUAAAGAAAUGAGUCCUUUCCUACGCGUUAUUCAUGAAGAGAAAGGUUAUGAAAUUUUUCAAACACCUACAAUUAUGGCAGUCUUAGAUUUUAAAUGGUCAGAAGCCCGUCGAUACUUUAUUCGUCAUAUCUUUAUUUAUAUAUUUUACGCUAUUUCUUAUACUGUAACAAUUAUUUCAUAUUCUUUCAAGGGAGAAUCAUCAAUAGUUAAUUUAUUUAAAAUAGACUCAAAUAUAUUAUUAACAAUUUGUCUCUUAGUAUAUUUAUAUACUGGAUGGUAUUUAAUUGUUACAGAGAUUGUACUAUUUAAAAGAAAAGGUUGGCGUAGAUAUAUGCUGUGUGAUCUAUUAUCAGUGUUAUUACCAUUGGCGAGUUUUUUAUAUGAACAUCAAGUAAUCAUUUUGAGUUAUUCAAUAUUUAACUCGGUUUUAGCGUUUAUAGUUUUAGUUAUGUGGCUUCAAUUUGUCAGUCCAGGACGUUUUAUAUAUAUCAUUAUGAACAUUUUAAAUACUAUUUGGCCAUUCUUUGCAUUUAUGUUGAUUGCCGUACUUGCAUUUGGUCACGCUAUGUUCAUUCUUCUUAAUUAUGCGGAUAACUUACAAGUUCCUACUUAUAAAAUUAGUGACACUUCAAAUCCUGACUUAUAUUCAAAUAUUACAAUUUAUCAGAAUAUUGAUAAAUCUUCCCUAUUUGAUAAUUAUUAUUCAAAUUUCUUCUCAUCAGUAGAAGCUGUAUUCUUUUGGAUUAAUGGACGAUGGGAUCAAUUAGACCAAUGGGAUAGUUACGCUGUAAGUGUAAUAAGUAUACUGGGAAGUAUGACAUUAGUGUUAAUUUUCCAAAAUAUGUUGAUCGCAUUUAUGAAUGACACAUUUGAUAAGGCAAAUAAACAUAGUCGUACAGCAGCUCAUAAAUAUCGUGCUGAACUUGUUGCUGAUUACGAGUCUUUAGAAAAACCUUUUGGUAGUAUAAGAGGUAAUCCUCGAUACAUUUAUUAUAUCCCUGAUCCCGACGUAAUUGAUAACUGGCUUACAGAAACUAAAAAGGAUGAGAAACAAAAAUUACGUCUUAUGGAUAAUUCAGCCUUUUCAAUAAAAUAUCGACAUAAACAUGAAGGUUCUGAAAGUACAGUGAAUUUGGAUUCUAUUAUACCUGUUACUAUUAAUAAAAUUUCAGUUAUUGAUGAAGAAAUUUUUCUGUUAAAAGUUUAUAAUAAAUCAAGUAAUUAUCCAGAUCCUGCUACAGAUGUUGAUGAUCGAUUAUUAAUUCAAGAAAGAUUUAAUAACCUGGAGAUAAGAUUUAAUAACCUGGAGAUAAGAUUUAAUAAUUUGGAGACAAGAUUAGAACAAAAUUUUAAAACUAUAUUGAAAACUUUAAAUAAACUAAAUAAUGAUGUUUAA
Diversispora eburnea is the source of this 3975-nucleotide messenger RNA. Lineage: Eukaryota; Fungi; Glomeromycota; Glomeromycetes; Diversisporales; Diversisporaceae. The record is from the annotation of a GenBank genome assembly.